CGACACAAUAAUACCAGUUUGAGUUGAGUCGGUGAACAAGCCGUACUUUUACCGCGUCCGUUAUUUAGUUGGUAUUUAUUAUGAAACACCAAAUAAACCCUGACCUGCAGAGAGAAAGAGACAACUGCUCAUUUGAUAUAGCUGAGCUGACCACUAUCAUUGAUGGAUCUCCUGAGAAAACUAAGGAGAGAAAGGAGCGAGAGGAAUGUUUCCUGGUGAGCCUGUCGGAAGGGCCAUCCACUGCGGUGCCCGAGGAGUACCUGAGCCACAGGGAGAAGUACGAGCGUGGGCUGCACAGCUCCUGCUACAUCUUCAAACAGAUACGCAAGUGGCAGGAGGAGGGCAAGAUGGACAUUAACAACUAUCGGUACGUGAUCGGCGGCAUCCUGAGCUCGUCACUGGUGCGGGACGGGUCGGUGUUCGGGCUCCACUACAUCAUGUUCAUGCCCGCCAUCAUCAACCUGGGCACGGAGGAGCAGCACCAGACCUGGCUGAAGAGGGCCUGGACAUGCAGCAUUAUUGGGACGUUUGCUCAGACUGAACUUGGCCAUGGUACAUUUAUCAGAGGUUUGGAGACGACUGCUACCUACGACCCUGAAACUAAGGAGUUUGUGCUCAACACUCCAACCCUGACUUCCUACAAGUGGUGGCCUGGCGGGUUAGGACACACUUCAAACCAUUGCAUCGUGGUGGCGCAGCUCUACACCGGUGGCAAGUGCCACGGGAUCCACUCCUUCAUAGUUCAGAUCCGGGAUGAAGACACGCACAUGCCGCUACCUGGCGUCAAGAUCGGGAACAUCGGAGCCAAGUUGGGGCUCAAUGCGGUGGACAAUGGCUACCUUGCCUUGGAUCACGUCAGGAUACCCAGGAUGAAUAUGUUGAUGCGACAUGCUCAAGUUAUGGAGGAUGGGACAUACGUGAAAUCCCGUAACAGUAAGUUGAACUAUGGUGCCAUGAUGUUUGUAAGAGUGGUCAUAGUCUUCGAUAUGUUGAACUACUUGACCAAGGCAGUCACCAUUGCCACGAGGUAUUCUGCAGUCCGAAGACAAUGCCAGGUGAAAGAAGGGGAGCGAGAAGUCCAGAUCUUGGACUACAUGACUCAACAGCACAAGCUCUUUAUUGGCAUCUCCGCUGCGCACGCGCUGAGGAUAUCCGCCAACAGACUGUGGGACACCCUCAAUGAGGUGUCCGACCAAAUUGAACAAGGAAACCUGGAGAGGCUACCAGAGCUCCACGCCCUUGCCUGUUGCCUCAAAGCGAUCAGCACGGCAGACACGGCGGCACUGGUGGAGCGGUGCCGGCUGGCGUGCGGCGGCCACGGCUACAUGCUGUCGUCCAACCUGCCGCUCACGUACGGGCUGGUCACCGCCGCUUGCACCUACGAGGGGGAGAAUACGGUGCUGCUGCUGCAGACUGCCAGGUUUUUAAUGAAGACGUGGCAACAAAUUGAUACAGCGAAAACUACACCUACAAUAGAAUAUCUGAAGAUAACCAGCGAUCCGAAUUACGUGAACAAAUGGGAGAAGUCAGUUGAGGGCAUCAUUCGUGGCUUCCAAGUUGUUGCUAUGAGGAAAACUUCCAAAUCAUUUGAGAUGAUGAAGAGCAGGAUGUUGUCGGGCAUGUCGCAGGCGGACGCGUGGAACAUGACGUCGGUGCAGCUGGUGGCUGCUGCCGAGGCGCACUGCAGAGCGGUGAUGCUGCAGGCCUACUACGAGGCGACGGUGGCGGAGGUGGCAGCGGCAUCCCCCGAGCUGGGGCCUGUGCUGCUGCAGCUGCUCGAGCUGUAUGCAGCCUACUGGGCGCUGGAGAAGACGAGCGACUUGCUGCAGUACACGCCUAUAUCAGGAGACGAUAUUACCGAGCUGCAGGUCUGGUACGAAGAGCUACUCACGAAGAUCAGACCAAACGCCGUGGGGCUGGUUGAUGCCUUCGAUAUCAGAGAUGAUAUAUUACAAUCAACCCUGGGAGCCUAUGACGGGCGCGUGUACGAGCGUCUGUUCGAGGAGGCCCAGAAGGCACCCCUCAACGCGGAGCCCGUCAACCAGAGCUUCCACCAGUACCUGAAACCCUUCAUGCAGGGGAAACUGUGAUAGGAUUUGCACAUAAUCAUGAACUCUGAUGUAUUUAUUGUUUUGGCUUUUUGAGCUGUUAAAUACCCAGUGAUAGAGGCGUAUGGCACUCAUGGUAAAGUUUUAUUAAAGGGAUAGUUCCUGAGUUCUGAGACAAGGGAUCUCUAUAGAUUUAUGUACGUAAUUGUGUAUAUUUUUAACUUUUGAUUUUCAAGUUUGACUGUUUGAUUAAAU
Plutella xylostella (diamondback moth) is the source of this 2303-nucleotide messenger RNA. RefSeq names its product acyl-coenzyme A oxidase 1. Gene Ontology annotation, biological process: lipid homeostasis; fatty acid beta-oxidation using acyl-CoA oxidase. Gene Ontology annotation, molecular function: fatty acid binding; FAD binding; acyl-CoA oxidase activity. Gene Ontology annotation, cellular component: peroxisome. Lineage: Eukaryota; Metazoa; Arthropoda; Insecta; Lepidoptera; Plutellidae. The record is from RefSeq and is a predicted model, not a curated record.